AUGUGCAGAGCGAUAUAUGGCACGAACCGAAGGCGAUGGAACAAACUUAAAUACGUGAUACUGGUAGUCAUUUUGUACAUUGCCAUAGCCAAAUUCUACAAUGGCAUUGUAAGUUUUGUCAGAAUUUGCAUCAUAUAGUACUAUAGCUUUUAUUUUUAAAAAUUUUUUAUGUAGCAAUAAAAUUAAAAAAUAGGUAAUAAAAGAUAAGCAAUGUUGAUUUCGCAUCUUUUUUGUCAUUUUUAUAUAAUUAUUGUCGUUUUAGAGCACCGUCGAUGAAAACUCAACAUUAACUAACGACGUAAACCAUGAUAUACCUCUAAGGUUUGGCAGACUGCUUCAAAACUUCUCCAGAGCUGAUUUUGAGGUAAGAAUUAAUUAUGUCAUACCUAUUAUAACUUGUACACUACAACGUUUGCGUUUAUGUUAUCUUGUUAUAGACAAACGAAGUAUAUGUUAUUAUAGACAAACGAGACCAUUGCCGUAUUAGUGUUUUGUGCGACAAGAGAAGCAGCAAUAGAGAACCACUUGAAACAACUAGUUAAACAACGGCCAUCUGUUAAGAACUUUCCUAUUUAUGUCAGUCAAGAUGGCGGGUUGGAAGGUGUGACAUACGUGAUCAAAAAGUACAUGACACAGUACUCAAACAUUCAUUUUUUACAGGUAAUAUUAAAGUUUUUAUUUGGUUCUUAGGAGAAUUUUAAUUUUUGGGGUUUUUGACGAAUGCACAGUGCAGCUUUUUUAAAUUUGCACGGUGCAAUUUUUUACUAGAAUUUAAAUUUUUAAAACUUUUUUUUAACUUAAUAAAUAGAUUUAAAAAAUUAUCUUUUUUAUUUUAGCACACACCCCCAUUCCCAAACAAAAGAUCAAAAGCCUACCACAACAUCGCCUCUCAUUACAAAUGGGCCAUAGACAGUGUCCUAGCCAAUCAUUCCGCCGUAAUCAUAACCGAAGACGAUCUAGAUAUUGCCGAUGACUUUUUCAGCUACUUUCAAUCUACUCGGUACUUACUAGAUGCGGAUCCAAGCAUAUGGUGUAUAUCGGCGUGGAACGACAAUGGUGGAAAUCGACUGGUUGAUAAUAACAAACCAGAUUUACUGUACAGAACCGACUUUUUUCCGGGGUUAGGCUGGAUGGUGAAGAGUAAUGUGUGGAAGGAGUUGAGUGAGAAAUGGCCUGAAGCUUAUUGGGACGAUUUCAUGAGGAUGCCUUCUGUAAGGAAGAAUAGAGUUUGUAUCAGACCAGAGGUGUCAAGGACAAGGCAUAACAACAGGCUGGCUGGCAAAGGGUCUAGCAAGUACGUUUUUUGUUAGGAAGGGGGUAUUUUUGAGAGGUUAUUUUAGUGAAAUGAUGGAUUUUUUGUGAUUUUUGGCUCAAAUUCACCGUUAUUUUUCAACAAAUCUUAAAUUUUAGGUAACAAAAACGCAUAAAAUUACUUUUCGAAUACUUUUAAGUUAAAUUUUAACGAAUUUUUUUAUAAGCUUUUUCAAUUUUCAGCGGCCAAUUCAAGAGUUACCUAGAGCAGAUCGCCGUCCCAAAGUCUCCGGUUGAUUUUUCUCUAAUCGACAUGGAUCGACUGAUAAAGCCCCACUACGACCGAACUCUCCGAUCCCAGAUUCAAGAAGCCAAACUCGUAGAAAUCGACAGACUACUUAAACAAGAAAAAUUGGAUCCAGAGUUUGCAUAUAAAGUAAUAUUCAACGAUCCACGAGAAUUUCGGAAAUUCGCCAAACCUGCCACAUUGAUGAUUGACAUUCGAGGAGGCCUGAUCAGGACAAUAUACAAUGGAGUAGUUACCUUCAUGUGGAAAGAAGUUAGGAUUUAUGCGGUUAUGGGGAAGGUGGAUUUGAAGCGGCCGUUCGAAGAAAUUCAGGCUGAUAAUGACAUUUAUGACGAGAAAUGGGACAAGAUGAGUCGAUUCUUGGACUUUGAAGCAGUUAUUUGUGUAAAGUAAGUUUUUGUGGGUAUAAAAUAAGUUUUUGUGGGUAAGCUUGGACUAUUGGUAUUAAAACUGGGGUCAGUAUUUUUAUUUGCCGGAACUUAUGUAGUGAUAACCAUUGGAUUAACAUAGUAUUAUAAGAUGAGUUUUUAAAAAAUGCCAUUUCUUUUCAGAUACUCAGGAAAAUGCGAUCCAUACUCGGCCGAAAUGAAAGAAUGGAUCAAAAGCAAACGCUACACCAAAAAGGUGGCCAACUUUGGUGAAAUGAUCGUAUUUUAA
This is a messenger RNA of Bursaphelenchus okinawaensis, 2215 nucleotides long. Lineage: Eukaryota; Metazoa; Nematoda; Chromadorea; Rhabditida; Aphelenchoididae. The record is from the annotation of a GenBank genome assembly.